Molecule: messenger RNA, 6624 nt
Organism: Triticum urartu
Lineage: Eukaryota; Viridiplantae; Streptophyta; Magnoliopsida; Poales; Poaceae
Source: RefSeq, a predicted model, not a curated record
UUCUCUACGGUGCGACCGGUCGCUAUGCUACGAAAUGAAACGCGCGACCCCGCCACCGCUCCACCAAUGCCGCCGCCGCCGCACCCGUCGCGCCUCGGCUUCCACCCGCUGGAGCCGGCGCUCUCCGCCGCGGCCGACGCGCUGCACCGCUCCUGCCCGAGCUCCCCGCGCCGAGCCGUCCUCCGCCGCGCGCGCGCGCUGCACGCGCUCCUCGUGGUCUCCUCCACGCCCUCCGCGCACACGCCCGGCACCUUCCUCGUCAACCAGCUCCUCGCGCUCUACGCCCGCCUCUCCGCGCUCCCCGACGCGCUCGCGCUCCUCCGCUCCGCGCCGCGCCCCAACGUCGUCUCCUUCAACACCGUCCUCUCGGCCCUCUCCCGCGGGGCCCCGCGCCACGCGCCGCAGGCCUUCCGGCUCUUCGGCCAGCUAUGCGUCUCCGGGCUCCGCCCCACCGCGCCCAGCCUCUGCGCCGUCCUUCGCGCCGCCGGAGCGCUGCGAGACGGCCGCGCGGGAGCCCUGGCGCACGCGCAGGCCGCGGCGCUCGGCUUCCUCGCCAGCGACAUCGUGCCCACCGCCCUGCUGCAGAUGUACUCCGAGUGCGGGGCGCCGCGGGACGCCAACCGGGUGUUCGACGAAAUGGCGACGCCGGACGUGGUCGCGUGGAACUGCGCGAUGCACUGCAGCGUGCGGUACGGCUACCUCGGGCGUGCUCUUGGGCAGUUCUGCAGCAUGGUGAGGGCUGGGCUGGCACCCACUGAGAGCACGCUCUCGUCGGUCCUCAGCGGGUGUGCGCGCGCUGGGGAUGGCCGCGGAGGGCGCGUGCUACAUGGCUGGGUGGUGAAGUCGGAGGAGCUUGACCCUGACACGCCGCUGCAGAAUGCGCUGCUCGGCAUGUACUCCGGCUGCGGUGAUCUGGACACUGCGUUACAUGUGUUUGACAGGAUUGAGACGCCUGACUUGGUGUCAUGGAAUACUCUGAUUGCUGGGUUUUCUGCUGCUGGGGAUGGAUGGAGUGCUAUGGAUGCUUUUGUACGGCUCAAGGAUGUGCAGUUCGGCGAGCCGGUUGUCCCUGAUGAGUAUACAUUUGCAGCUGUGGUGUCUGCUGCUGCUGCUUUACCUGCAAUGCGUAGUGGAAUGCCACUUCAUGCUGAAGUGGUCAAAGCUGGGUUGGAGACCAGUGUCUUUGUAGGUAAUACAUUGAUCAAUAUGUAUUUUACAAACGGGGAGCCAGGCUCAGCACGAAUUUUGUUCGAUUCCCUUCCCGAGAAAGAUGUAAUUAUGUGGACCGAGAUGGUUGCGGGCCAUUCUUCGUCGGGUGAAGCUGAAUUAGCCUUGAAGUAUUUCAUUAGCAUGCUUCAGGAAGGGUACAAGGUCGACAGCUUCUCUCUCAGCAGUGCUUUGAACUCCACAGCAGAGUUUGCAGGUCUUAAGCAAGGAGAGAUGCUCCAUGCUCAAGUGGUAAAAAGUGGUUAUGAGGGGAAUAUCUGUGCCUCCGGAAGCCUGCUUGAUAUGUAUGCUAAAAAUGGUGCUCUCCAAGGUGCCCAUUUGGUGUUCUACACCAUACCAAAGCGAGAUUUGAAGUGUUGGAAUUCAAUGAUAGGGGGAUAUGGCAAUUAUGGCAAUUCAGAAAUGGCAUUUAAGUUAUUUGGUGAGAUGAUUCGUGAUGAGCUGCAACCUGACCAUGUAACUUACAUAUCCCUCCUUUCAGCAUGCAGCCACUGUGGACUAGUUGAGAAAGGAAAGUUCUACUGGUUUUGUAUGAUGACGGAUGAUAUUAUGCCAGGAUUCAAGCACUAUACUAGCAUGGUGAGUUUGUUAGGUAGGGCAGGUUUAUUGGAGGAAGCAGUUGAUUUACUGCAGAAAUCCCCAUUUGCCAAGAAAUGUCCUGAACUAUGGAGAAUUCUGCUAAGUUGCUGUGUUGCAUUAAAUGAUUUGUCCGUUGGUGUUCAUGCUGCUGAACAGGCACUAGCGCAAGACCCAGAUGAUAUGUCAACACAUGUAUUGCUUUCAAACCUUUAUGCUGCUGCAGGAAAAUGGGAUGUUGUAGCUGAAAUUAGGAAAAAAAUCAGAGGGAUGAUGGUUGAGAAGGAACCUGGGCUGAGUUGGGUUGAGAUAAAAAGUACGAUUCAUGUGUUCUCAGCAGAUGAUGAAUGCCACUCACAGAUCGAUGACUGUCGUGCCGAGUUGCUUCGACUUAAGGGGAACAUGGAAUUGUUGUAUAGUUCUGAAAAUGAAUUGCUUUCAAGUGGCUAAGUUCCAUGAAUAGAUUUCAGUGAAAGAGCAUUUGACUUGCUUUCCAUUGAGGAUUGAUUAUCGAUAAGGACCCUCUGGUGAGUUUAUUAAGAUUAACAAUAUGGUGCAUGUCUUCUCUGCAGUGCUGAAGUUUAAACCCUAACUGGUUUAAAAUAUAGUUGUGAAAAUGAUCUGCUGCCAAGUGGCUAAGUUGCCAUGAACGGAUUUUUCUUAGAACUUAAAAGCGGUUUUGACUGCUUUCCCCUGUCACGGCUACUAAACUGGCUUAUAUGAUAAGAUAUCGAGUGUAAUAGCUAAGCAGAAGAAAUGAGAAAUUAUCAAGGGACAAUCUAUCAAUUUAAGGUUCACACUUAGUACUGUUAGCACCAUUGGAUCAAAGAAGGUUUACAGUCAAGCUGCAUCAAACAAGUUAUUGAGGUGGAAGUAACUCACAGUAACUGAUCAUAAGUUUGACUUAUGUUUGGUUCCGACAGAGACUAGGUACAUACUAAACAUUGGAUUGACCAGCUGACAAUUGCUCAAGUCUGCUUAUAAAAAGGGAGAGAGAAGUUUGAGCGAAUGGUUAAGCAUUUUAGGGGUGUGCUGUUUGCUUCUGUGAAUGACAUGAACUGAUGAAUUUUGAAGAUUACAGGGGAAGAUAUCCCAGAGCUUACAUUGGAAUUGCUUUAACAGAACAAACAAAUUGGUCAGCAUUAACUAAGGGCGUGAAGUUCCAGAGUUACCUGUCCCAAUCAAGCCCUUCCAAUCAUAACUUAAUACAUGUAUGAUUUUACAUGUCACAUCAAGGUAACUAAUAAUUCUGAAGUUUUAAUUGUGGAAUUCUUCUAAUUGGAGCCUUAUCAAUGCAUCAUUGCUCUGUUAACACAGUAUGCAAAGUUUGGUUGUGCUCAUGUUGCACCAAGGAAUUAUAAUGUGAAUCACAGGUGUGCUGUUUGCUUCUAGGAAAGACAUGCACUAAAAAAUGUUCAAGAAUACGGGGCAAGAUUUCCCAGAGCUUAUACUGGAUUUUUUUUAACAGAAGCAAUUUUUGUUCAGCAUAACUAACGGAUGACCAUAUGAAUGUCAGAGUCAAGCCCUUACAAUCAUGUAAGCUGCCUGAGGUCCAGAUGUUCCUUCCUCAGAAUUCAAGAAAAAAAAAUCCUUCAUCCGUGAAAUCAUGUCGUUUUGACUUUGAUUCAUUAAUUAAUUUUCUUUGGUUCAGAACUUAAUACAUAUGAUUUUACAUGCCCUUAUCUAGAUUGCGGAAUCCAAAGUUUUAAUUUAGCGUGUUCUUAUAAAUUGGGUAUCCAUAGCGAUCCAUCAUUGCUCUCUUAAUACAGUUUCGUAGUUUGCUUAUGCUCAUGUUGGACCAAGGAAUGAUAACUUUGACAUGAAUCACGGCUUAAUUGCUAGCUGAUGGAUUGCUUAAAAACAGUAAGGUGGUAAGUAAAAUUCAAGGAAUGUUGUUGUUAGGAACUGUCAUGUUGAGGGCAUGACAAGUCAGCUCAGGAGGAGGGCCACAGCUGCAGCACUGGGCCCAGGAAGGGACAUUAGUUCUUCCAAGGAACAAAGAUAGGAAGUUAUGAUUUGGGUAGCUUCGGCGCCGAUCCAGGCGCACUGAGAUUACGAACCUCGCCCCCCUGUUGACCACCCCUACAACCUGUGAUCCAGUCAACCAAAUCCCAAAGAACAUGACAGACACUUUAUGCAGUUCCAGCAUGAUAGGGCAACAUAACUGCCUAGAAACUUAAAAAAUCAUAUGUGAAAGAUCUUACACAAUUCUUUAUCCCCACACAUGUACAAAAAUUGCCUUUGGAGCUCGGCCUCCAUGGAGGCCUCCAAAUUCAAAUUUCGAAUUUCAUCAAAUUUCAUAUUUUUACAUUUCAAAAAAUUCUGAAAAAAUACAGAUAUACAUGAAGGCAUAACACACAUGUGUGUAAAUUUUCAGGGCAAAAUAUGUUGAAAUGAGGGCUGUGCAAAAAAGACAAAUCUGGGCCUUUUUUAACACAUGAUACUAUUCAUCCUCCCAGGCCAUGAAUUUGUCUUUUUUGUACAGGUCGCAUUUCAACGCAUUUCAUUUUGAAUUUUUACACACAUACACAUAACAUCCUUGUUUACUUGCACAAUUUUUUUCAGAUUUUUUUGAAAGCAAAAAGUUUGAUUUUUGAUUUUUUCAGAAAAAGGCCUCCAUGGAGGCAGAGAGCCAAACGUCCGUUCUCCACACAUGUAAUGCUAUAUACUCCCUCCGUUCCUAAAUAUAAAACGUUUUGGUAGUUCAAUUGAACUACCAAAACGUUUUAUAUUUAGAACUACCAAAACGUUUUAUAUUUAGGAACGGAGGGUUUUGAACUACCAAAACGUCUUAUAUUUAGGAAUGGAAAGGGAGUUCACCAGGUGGAGGGAAUUAGGAAUUAGACAUGGUCAGUAGCAGAAUAUACAUUUUUACGUGCCAAUUAUUCUCAAAGUUAUUCAACAUUAGUUUCACUAUUUGACUUAGUUUAGCUAAUAAUGUGGAUAUGUAACUUGCAUUUCUUUAAAUUAUUGUUCAGCCAAAAUAACCGAAGUGUAGUUUUUGGUACCCAAAUUUGUAGAAAUAGUCAAACCCUCCUGAGUCAAUUGUUAGGGAAGCUCGGGGGUGGGUGGGGGCUUAUAUGAAAAUGUUUUGAGAGAAGAUUCUCUGGACCAUGGUCCAGCUGCACCUAUGGUCCACAUCGUUAGAUCUAAGGACAUGGGCAUCUAUGUAUGGGCCAGAUUAGUAGAGAUGGUGAGCAUUUAUGCUAAUAUGGAUCACUGACUGUCCUUGGAGUUUGGACCAUAAGGGCUGCCCAUUAAAAUUCAUGCCAAAGACGUCUCGAUACAUGCCAAUUUGCUAUGUGGAUGGGUUUGCACUGCUGCCAAACAGCCAAAGCACACUGCAUGCAUGGCAGCAUGCUAAUGUGAGAAAAUGCGGUACCUACUUUUGAUUAGAUGGCGCUAUAUACUUAUACUUUGUUUACGUUGGCACUAUAACAGAAACCAUAUUUUUUAUUAGUGUCCAUAUUUCCUCUCAUGUUCCAGUGAAUAUAUUACUCAUGUGUUUUCGCUUUUCAGAAAAUUACAAAAAGGUGUCAUGGGAGAGAAAAUCAAACAUAUACAGUAAAUUUUUAGGAGCAGAAUCUACAAUUUCCUAUUUGUGUUCCAGUGAAUAUCGCUGAUAAUUUUACAAUCUUAAAGUACAUCUAUGUGGUAUGUCUAUCCUACAUUUUUGGCAAUUGUCAAGGGAAAAUCCAGAGAUAUAAAAGUUUUUAAUUUCUAGAAUAGCAGGUGGAUCAUCAAAAACAUAUAUUUCUGCCCAUUAGAGGCAUUCAUCUUGUAAUUAGUAGUAACUUCUCCAUAGUUAUGACAAUAAAAAUGAAUGCGACCACAGUAGCUAUAUGCGAUGACCUUGGUCGAGUUAGUGCUAGAUACAUCCAUUUGAGCGACAAGUAAUUAGGGACGGAGGGAGUACUGCCUAUGUGAUUAAGGUCUUAUGAGCUUACUACCCACUAGCAUGCCCAUUAUGCAACAUGGUCCAGUAGAACACUGUUGUAUGUUUUUACUAAGUUUUUUUUGGGAGGUGGGUGGGGUUUAUAUUUGGUCCUCAAGCGGGACAGGAGAGUGAAGCUGUCUUUAUUAAAAGAAAUGUUUACAUGGAAAUGAUUCUUUAAAUUGAACUUCAACUUUAGUUCCACUAUUUAACAAAGCUAACAAUGAUGAUAUAUAACUUGCAUUUUUGAUUUAUUGUUCACCCCAGAUAAUCCAGGCGUAGUCUUACGGUAUCUAAAGCUGUAGAAAUAAUCAAACCGUCCCAGAGUAUUUUAGGACUUACAUUGGGUCGCUGAGUCAAUUGUUGGGGAAACUCGUGGAAAACACUAGUAAGGGAUGACUUAUAUUAAAAUGAUGUGGUUUGACUAUAUCAGUUUUCUGGGUGGGUGAGUGGGUGGGUUGGUGGGGGUAUUCAUAUUUUUUCCAUGAAAGGGGGACAGCUGGGCAGGAGGCUGAAGCUAUCUUUAAGUACAGAAGAAUACACUGUCCAUCCCUUGAUGUUGAGAACAGCAACUCAGAGAGUUUGUGGUACAGCUUCAAACUGAACUAUUUUCUGCCGGCCCUUUUGUUUUCCAGUUAUAAGCCCCAGACCACCUUCUUGGUUUAUGUUCCUUUAUUAGGCUUUCUGGACAAGUAUAGCGCCAAGGUAACAGGUUUGUCUUUUCCUUCUUUUGGACUGCUCUCACAAUUCCUAUUUGACAUUUUCGUGUGUUCUUGAUGCUUGAAUUUCAUGCAGAUUCGCAAGAAAGGUGUGAGUUUAGCCCAGAAUUCUGUUCCAAGCCCUUCCAGUUUGUUCAUGACCUUCAGGAUCAUCUUAUAGUUUCGCCA